Molecule: messenger RNA, 1115 nt
Organism: Neopelma chrysocephalum (saffron-crested tyrant-manakin)
Lineage: Eukaryota; Metazoa; Chordata; Aves; Passeriformes; Pipridae
Gene: TMEM11
Product: transmembrane protein 11
Exons: 3
Coding region: 1-726 (241 amino acids)
Biological process (GO): inner mitochondrial membrane organization
Cellular component (GO): mitochondrial inner membrane
Source: RefSeq, a predicted model, not a curated record
AUGUCUGACAAGCUGAUGGCCCUAAAGAAGCCCCUGGCAUACACGGAAUUCAGGGCAGUUGAAAAAGCUGCUGGUUGUGGAACACAGGCAGUGCCUGACCUUGAGGGGCUGCCCUCACUUGGGGCACUUCUCUGCUGCUCUCACAGCCGGGUGGGUGAACAGUCCGUCCUUAAGCUCUGUCGUUUUAAUUCCGAGUUUCCCGUUAACAGGGUCACCUUGUCCUCCACGGACUGUUACAUUGUGCACGAGAUCUACAACGGGGAGAAUGCUCAGGACCAGUUUGAGUACGAGCUGGAGCAGGCCCUGGAAGCGCAGUACAAGUACAUCGUGAUAGAGCCCACGCGCAUCGGGGACGAGACGGCCCGAUGGAUCACCGUCGGGAACUGCCUGCACAAGACGGCCGUGCUGGCGGGCACCACCUGCCUCUUCACCCCCCUGGCACUUCCAGUAGAUUAUUCUCACUACAUCUCCCUGCCCGCUGGAGUGCUGAGCGUGGCCUGCUGCACCCUCUACGGGAUCUCGUGGCAGUUUGAUCCCUGCUGCAAGUACCAAGUCGAGUACGAUGCCUAUAAACUCUCCCGCCUGCCCCUGCAUACGCUCACCUCGUCCACCCCCGUGGUGCUGGUGAGGAAGGAUGACCUGCACAGAAAGAGACUGCACAACACGAUAGCACUCGCUGCCCUGGUGUACUGUGUAAAGAAGAUCUAUGAACUCUAUGCUGUAUGACUUCAGCAGGGAAGAGAGAAACCCACAAAGACAAGUGUAUUAAGACUCCCACAGUAACAUUUUGUUUUUCCUCUUUGAGAAGCAGUGGAGACUGGGAAGGAUUUGGUUUAAUAGAGCUGUUAUUUUUCAAAUAACACAUCACUGGUGCACCAAGGUUUUUCAGUUCUUCGUUACACUUGAGAUGUGGAUGUGUGGUGACUUGAGAUCCGUAUGUUAGGCCAGGGGAGUCCAAUCCAGCAGCGGAAUGUGGAUGAAAUAAAGCAAUAGAAAGAGGGGGUGUGAGAGCUGCUUUUUUUUUUUUUUUUUUGGAAACAAUUAAGUAUAUUGUUUAAUUGUAUUACACAGAACCAGCCAGAAGUUAUCAUUGACCAUUAAAGGAUGAGAAUUUC